This is a messenger RNA of Exserohilum turcica Et28A, 573 nucleotides long. RefSeq lists its product as uncharacterized. NCBI's taxonomy places the organism in Eukaryota, Fungi, Ascomycota, Dothideomycetes, Pleosporales, Pleosporaceae. The record is from RefSeq and is a predicted model, not a curated record. Gene Ontology annotation, molecular function: nucleic acid binding; zinc ion binding. Bases 1 to 573 code for a protein of 190 amino acids. The transcript has 3 exons.
AUGUCUCACAAUCACUCUCAGUCGCAGGCUAGUACCGGUGGACCAGUACAGGGUCCCGGACCAGAGCCGAACCCAGCACUCGAUGACGAGAUGCUGACUCCGAGCGACGAUGAAGAAGAUAUCGAGAACCCAAGAGAAGUGAAACCCAAGAUGGCAACCCUAGACAAAUACGAUAGUAACCGGGAAGGGUUACGAACGUUCCUCACCACUAUCGAGUUAUACUGCGGCUACAACAAAGUGCUACACGACGAAGAGAAGAUUCUCAUGGCCAAUACCCACCUAAAGGGAAAAGCGUUUAACGACGGCCUUUCUGCGGAAGAACGCAAGAAGCGUUACAAUAGUAAGGCAUGCCUCCACUAUGGCGAAGUAGGACACUUCCGCAGGGACUGCCCGAAGAACGAAGUCAAGCAAGGAGCGGUCAAGAUUGGGAUGCUACGGAUAGCAACACCUUACCCGACCAAGGAGCCAGACGAAACGCUUAGCGACCUAGACCUGUACGACGAAGCAAGACAAGCCACCAACAAGGCCUUUAAGCUAGUACAAGAGGCAAUAGGACUCCAAGACUUCAAGUAG